Messenger RNA from Hydatigera taeniaeformis, 1908 nucleotides. NCBI's taxonomy places the organism in Eukaryota, Metazoa, Platyhelminthes, Cestoda, Cyclophyllidea, Taeniidae. The record is from the annotation of a GenBank genome assembly.
AUGGAUCAUGAGGUUGAAAAGCAUGUGUGCCGGAAUUUCGAGAUUCUGAAACGGAUAGGAAAAGGGGCUUAUGGAAUAGUUUGGAAAGCGAGGCACAAAAAGUCAAAUACGUAUGUGGCCCUUAAAAAGAUUUUUGAUGCGUUUCGAAAUAAAACUGAUGCACAGCGAACAUUUCGAGAAAUUAUAUUUUUACAGGAGUUUUCUGGGCAUCCAAACAUAAUUAAACUCUUGGGCGUUAUUAGAGCUCAAAAUGAUAAAGAUAUGUACCUCGUUUUUGAGUACAUGGAAACUGAUCUGCACAAGUUAAUAAAAAGGGGCAAUAUUUUGCGGAGUGUUCAUAUGAAGUAUAUAACCUACCAAAUUUUAAAGGCUAUUAAAUACAUACAUUCUGCCGAUGUUAUACAUCGUGAUCUUAAACCGUCAAACAUUCUGCUUGACUCUGAUUGUAAUGCGAAGGUGUGUGAUUUUGGUCUCACCCGUUCUUUGUCGCGAAAUAAUGCACCAAAUGGUAAAAAUAAUGCUCCCGAUCUGGACAAUCCGGAACUGACCGAGUACGUGGCUACUCGAUGGUAUCGAGCACCCGAGAUUUUGCUUUCCUCUACUCACUAUACCAAAGGUGUUGAUAUGUGGUCGAUUGGUUGCAUUUUGGCAGAAAUUUUUAUUGGUAAAGCCCUCUUUCCUGGGACAUCUACAUUAAACCAGUUGGAAAAGAUCAUGUCCAUUGGUCCAAAGCCGAGCCGUGAAGACAUCCUUUGCCUUCGCUCUGACUACGGCACUUCGAGUAGACGGCGGCUGGAAGAUGUAGUCACUCCUGUUCCCGAACCAAAUGCGCUCGACAUGGUUCGCGGACUCCUUCAACUCAAUCCUAACAAACGCCUUACGGCGUCUCAAGCUCUCGAACAUCCCUACGUCUCCCAAUUUCGAGAUCCUGAAAGUGAAAUUGUGAUGGACCACGUUGUUGUACCGCCUCUAAGUGACAGCAAAAAACUUGGCAUCUCAGAAUACCGCUCUCGUCUUUACAAUAUGAUCCAUGAAACAAAAUCUAACAGACAACGAAUGACAAAGCAGGACUCAUCCGACAGUGGAAGCGCAUUCAGAGAUAAUACUGAAAACGACUCUACUAUGUCCCCUUCGCAAUCCACAGGCUCAAGUACUAUUUCUCUAGAAGAUGGUAGCUCUAUCACUACUACCACCGCGAACACUACCACCUCCACUGAGACAUCAGCAACAUCCCCAUCGACAGUGUCUAGAUCUCGAAUUGUUGCUCCGCCUUCUCCACACCAUCCCAUCCAUUUGCCUCCUGCUAAACAACGCUCUGAAAAUUCCAAACCAUCCAAUGCCAAGUUUCAACAACGGUCUUCCUACGAGAAUGCGGACAAGGUUCCACUCAAACCAAUAACAAUGACAUGGAUGCCCAAUCAGGAGAACAGGAAAACGGUUGAGUGGAUUAAUCGUACUCGAAAACGUCAAGUUUAUCCAGACACCUUGGUGAAAAAUUCGCAUCAAAGCCAUCAGAUGAGACCAUCCAGACGACCUGUGGGACGUGGAGAUGCUGGAGUAAGAUGUUCACAGUCCUCCUUUCCCACGACAACAACUGCAACCACUAAAACCACAACAACGACGACAACGACAAUGUCAACCUCUUUCACCAAAUCCUAUGACAUUCCUAUGAUUCUUCGUGGCAACGAAAAUCGUGUGGGCAGUGAUGGCAACCUCACACGCAAUGCCCACCUUCCCGUUGGUCGGCAAAAAACAACCACCGGUGAAGGGCACUACGAGGCUUGGAGACGAGGAGGACAGAGGAGUGCCAGUUCGGGUCCUCUUCACCUACCACCGUCUAAUCCUGCCAACACCGUGACGCAUGGUCGACUUCAUCGUGCACUCGCAGCUCGCCCAUGGAUUGCCUAA